Molecule: messenger RNA, 1605 nt
Organism: Trichosporon asahii var. asahii CBS 2479
Lineage: Eukaryota; Fungi; Basidiomycota; Tremellomycetes; Trichosporonales; Trichosporonaceae
Product: ada3 protein (ngg1 protein)
Exons: 4
Coding region: 1-1605 (534 amino acids)
Biological process (GO): regulation of transcription by RNA polymerase II
Cellular component (GO): SAGA complex
Molecular function (GO): transcription coactivator activity
Source: RefSeq, a predicted model, not a curated record
AUGGCGCCCCGCGCGCCGACACUCCUAUCCCUCAUCUCCUCGACGUCAUAUCCGCCAUUACCGAGCGUCGAGGAGCUGGAGCAGCUGCGCAAUGCGCUCGAGGCGCAGGCCGCUAGCGUCGCGGUGCGCUCCGCAGCUGCAGGCGAAGACAACCGCAAGAAGGACAAGAAGAGGAAGGACCGCGAGGCGACCGACGACCGUGAGCGCGCUGCCCUUGCCGCGAAUGAGCGCUCUGGGAUGGCUCUCGACGCCGUGGAGCGGAGAAGAAUGGGCAAUGACGACGUGAAGGUCAAGCGGGAACGAGAAUCCCCUGCACCGAGCAAUGCGUCUUCUGCGUCGUUCCGGCCACAUGGUAACCAGACGACGUACGGCAACGGACACAAGAAGAAGAAGGUCAAGCGCGUACUUGAUUCAGAAGACGAGGGAACACCACACGGACAGUCAACGUCGGGCCUAAAGCUGAAGCUGCCGAACGGAUCGAACAACAAGUCGCGGCCGUCGAUUGACCCGAGUCCGACACCGUCGAGCUCAACGCUGAGCGCAGGUCAGGGUGGAGGGAACAUUGACUGGAACCUGCCGCCGCCGCCGCAACGAGCGCUGGUCCCGCCGCGACCCGGCGUGCAGAAGCCGCUGAAGCCCGGACCGAAGCGACAGGCAGAUGUCGACGAGGACUUCAGCGACAAGAAGGCGCCGUCACAGAUCGCCGUGCAGACGUUCUGGCAGAACAUUGAGCCGUACAUCCGCGACAUUCGCGAGGAUGACCUCGCCAUGCUCAACUUCAAGGCGGACACGCCCGAGUCGUAUGUCAUUCCGCCCCGCGGUCGGCACUACACCGAGAUCUGGGACGAGGAGGACGGCAACCCGCCGGGCACGACGCCACGUGUGCCUGUGCCCGCCAUGCGCCAGCCGACGACAAACCAGCCGGUCGUGCACUGUGUUCCGACGGAUCUGCGAGAUCCGAACCUAGCGGAGGAGAACCGAGGUCUGGGCCCCAUGACGGAGCGUGUUGUCGCGGCUGUCGUCGCCGGAAACGACCUCGCUGACGCUGCCAAGCAAGAGGCGGCUGGCAAGCCUGAGCCUUUCGAGGAGAACCCGCAGGCGCCCCGCGUGGACGUCGUGGACCUCGAGGACAAGGUCAAGAAGGAGCUCAGGAGCACGAUGCUGCUGGGGGAGCAUGAGGAGACUGCCAUCAACGACGAGCGCAAGGCGCGUCUUGCACGAGUAGCGAAGGACCGUCUCGCAUACGGAGAGUACCAGAACGUGCUCGACGAGAUUGAAAAGUCGAUCGAGGCUGCCUGGGCGAAGCGCACCAAGAAGCACGGCUCUGGUGGCAAGCAGGUGCUCCAGGGCGGUGUCAUCUCGGGCGCAGGACGACCACCGGUUCCUGAGUCGUUCAAGCAGAAGCUCAGCGUGCGCGACCGAUGGAUCAAACAGGUCGGCAAAACAAUGCUGGACCGGCCCGCGGGUGAGGUCAUUGGCACCCCCACGAAAAGCAUCUACGAGGGAAUCGGGGAAGGAAGCGAGGAAAAGGACGAAAAGGCGGUGGACGAGGCUAUGGAGGUGGACGAGGCCGAGGCGGACGAGGUCGAGGGCAUGGCCGUGUAA